AUGCGGGUCCAGGGAUGGGACCCCGUGUUGAUCAUUUCGCAGAUCAUCUGCCUCCAAGCCCUCCACUAUCUCACAAUGACCCUCAUCGUCCCCCCACUGCUCUCGCAGUUCACUUCGCCAUCGCUAUUGGAAUACAGCGGCGGCCCGCAAACAGUCGCGCACGUCAUGGACUGGCGUGAGAUGGCAGCCCGACCUGCAGUCAACACCCACACGGGAGAGGGCGCUUGGAAGCGAUUGCGCGGCGCAUGGGCCGGUGGCAAGAAGGUCGGGCAGAACAAGGAGGAUGACGGAAACCCCGAAGUGGAUGUGGGGCCCGAGCCGGAGGAGGGCUGGGACUAUGGAGUGGAUGACCGACGGGGUUGGCUUAUCGGUCUGGCGUGGAUUACGGCCGCUGCUGUGGACAUCGCACCACUCUACUACCUAAUCCGCCGACCGACUCACAUCCUCGACUUCAGCCUCACCCUCACCUUCAUCCACAUCAUCCUGACGACCUACUACGCAAAAUCGUUCCCCACCAGCUUCUUCUUCUGGGUCGUCCAGGCCCUGGGAUCGGUCCUGAUGAUUGUUGUUGGCGAGCAGCUAUGCGUCAAGCGCGAGAUGAACUCGGAGCUCGACAUUGGAUGGAACCCGCACGCCGAGGGCGAGGUGAUUGAACUUAACGAUAGAUAG
This is a messenger RNA of Apiotrichum porosum, 669 nucleotides long. RefSeq lists its product as uncharacterized. The transcript is spliced from 5 exons. The coding region runs from base 1 to 669 and encodes 222 amino acids. Lineage: Eukaryota; Fungi; Basidiomycota; Tremellomycetes; Trichosporonales; Trichosporonaceae. The record is from RefSeq and is a predicted model, not a curated record. Gene Ontology annotation, cellular component: Golgi membrane; trans-Golgi network. Gene Ontology annotation, biological process: protein localization to Golgi apparatus; Golgi to plasma membrane protein transport; Golgi to endosome transport.